Molecule: messenger RNA, 3293 nt
Organism: Scleropages formosus (Asian bonytongue)
Lineage: Eukaryota; Metazoa; Chordata; Actinopteri; Osteoglossiformes; Osteoglossidae
Gene: kctd12b
Product: potassium channel tetramerisation domain containing 12b
Exons: 3
Coding region: 601-2826 (741 amino acids)
Biological process (GO): regulation of G protein-coupled receptor signaling pathway; protein homooligomerization
Cellular component (GO): signaling receptor complex
Molecular function (GO): protein binding
Source: RefSeq, a predicted model, not a curated record
CAAGGAGCCGUAAAAUCGGUAUUAAAGCGGGGCGAGCGCUGCGAGUGCGAGUGUCUGGGAAAUGGACGGAGUCGGAGAGACACGAGGAGAUCGAGCUCCACUGUCCCCGUAGGUGGGCUUCUCGAAGAGGACUUUUAUUAUUAUUAUUAUUAUUAUUAUUAUUAUUAUUAUUAUUACAGCAGAGGAGCUAUAGACACCGACAGACUGAGGAGCACUUCGAGAAAUACUCCUUCAAACGGCUUUUUUUUUCCUUAGUUUUUCUCCUCUCAGAUCUGCCUUGUGUUAACAGUUUUGAACACCCGCCUUUCAGAGUUGCGUCUUUUUUUUUCCUCCUACAUCCACCUGCGUGCUCACUUAUAACAGAGGGAAAGGGGUGUUUUUAUGCAUUUUUCACGGUGAAUUAGAAUAGCCUGAUUCAACGGCGGACUGCAUGUACUGUAAUCCGUUGGGACUGUCAUGACUAUUUUACCUACGGAGAGAGUAUCGGAGACAGCCGACAGCUGUGUGAAGAGUAGUUAAAGGGUUUGGGUGAAACAUCAACCCAGCAGGGCGACCGGAAGACAGAGAGGUGGGUGCGUCGGCUUGCCUGGACGCAGCGCCAUGGCUUUGCCCGACAACCCCAGUGGCUGUCCCGGCGAGGAGCCGCCCUUCCCAGAGAUUGUGGAGCUGAAUGUGGGUGGCCAGGUGUACAUCACCCGCUACACGACACUCACCAGCGUGCCCGAUUCCCUCCUGGGUGAAAUGUUCAGCCGACGUAGUGCCAAAGGACUGGCGCGAGAUAACAAGGGCCGCUUCUUCGUUGACCGUGAUGGCUUCCUGUUCCGAUACAUCCUGGACUACAUGCGCGAUCAGCAGUUGGUGCUCCCAGACCACUUCCCAGAGCGGGGGCGUCUUCAGCGGGAGGCUGAGUUCUUCAACCUACCCGAGCUCGUCAAGCUGUUAGCGCCGCGGAUCAGCAAGCAGAACUCCCUCGGUGACGAAGGCUGCCAAAGCGACCCCGAGGAAUCGUCACCCAACACCGAGAGCGUGCGCAACUUAGCCACGUUGGGUGCGGCGGCCGCAGCUUGCGCUGCCUUGGUCCAGGGAGGCAGCGGGGAUGGCAAGCGCUCCGGUUUUAUCACCGUUGGCUACCGGGGCUCCUACACAUUGGGCCGCGACAGUCAAACCGAUGCCAAGUUCCGGCGGGUUGCCCGGAUCAUGGUGUGUGGGAAGACAUCACUAGCCAAGGAGGUCUUUGGAGACACCCUGAAUGAGAGCCGGGACCCCGACCGUCCCCCCGAGCGCUACACAUCCCGUUACUAUCUCAAAUUCACCUUCCUGGAACAGGCCUUCGACAAAUUGGCUGAUGCCGGCUUUCACAUGGUGGCUUGCAACUCCACGGGGACCUGCGCCUUUGCCCACGAACAGACGGAUGACAAGAUCUGGACCAGCUACACGGAAUAUGUGUUCUACCGAGGUAGGCUCACACACCCCACGCCUGCCGGUGAGCAGUGCUCUUCCACUGUGCUAGAUGACUUGCUGAUGCCAGAGCCAAGCACGGCCGCAACCUUCGCUCAGGCAGAGUGCAGCACGGCUUUGGACUUGCGACACGGAUCCUCUGCAGAAUCUCCUCCCCCGCCUCCUUUUCAUCCUCUGUCUCACAACUUCCAGUUGCUGCCCUCUUCUCCUCCUGCCUUCAACCCUGGCCCUUCAACAGACUCUGAAACACCCCAGUCACUCUCCUUCAACAAGCCCCCACCACUGGUCCUCAACCCACAGCCUCCACUGGUGUUCAACACACACUUUCUAUGUGCCCCAAGCACACCUCCUUUCCUAGCCCUUAACACCCCACCUCCAAAAGCCCCAGCCACACCUCCUUUGCUAGCCCUUGACACACCUCCUCCCCAAGCCCCAGCCACACCUCCUUUCCUAGCCCUUGACACCCCUCCUGCCCAAGCCCCAGCCACACCUCCUUUGCUAGCCCUUGACACACCUCCUCCCCAAGCCCCAGCCACACCUCCUUUCCUAGCCCUUGACACCCCUCCUGCCCAAGCCCCAGCCACACCUCCUUUCCUAGCCCUUGACACCCCUCCUCCCCAAGCCCCAGCCACACCUCCUUUCCUAGCCCUUGACACCCCUCCUGCCCAAGCCCCAGCCACACCUCCUUUCCUAGCCCUUGACACCCCUCCUGCCCAAGCCCCAGCCACACCUCCUUUCCUAGCCCUUGACACCCCUCCUCCCCAAGCCCCAGACACACCUCCUUUCCUUGCCCUUGACACCCCUCCUCCUCAAGCCCCUGGUUCACCUCCACUGUUAGGACUUCACAGCCCUCCUCCACAACCCCCAAGCACACCUCCUUUUCUAGCCCUUGACACACCUCCUCCACAGGACCCCAACACAUCUCUUCCACAGUCCCCCAGAUUACCUCCUCUGCUGACAGUUAACACUACCCCUCUGCAAAGUGUGGACAUACCUCUACAGCCAGUUCUCAACUCAAACCCUCCACAAGAAUCAAGUGCACCCCAAUCUGAAGAAGCUAACACUUCUUCCCCAACACUUCUCCCCACCCUUGACCCACUACCAGCCACGCUUCCUACAUCUCCACCUCCCCUGCCAACUGCCAGUCCCCCCAGGCCCAACACAUUGGCCCUACAAACCUUGCCUCGUUUGCCAAGCAAGGAGAAUGGUGCUCCUCCAAGUGCUGACCCCGUGGAGGAGGAGAAGAAAUUACUGGAAGAAGAGCUGAGGAAGUGCAUUGAGGAUUUCAAGAAGAUCCGUAUCCCAAAGCUCUUUCCCAACCGCAAGAGGCACUGGCAGAACGAUCUGCUCAAAAAGUACAAUGUUUAGAACUAACCCCCCUGUGGGCUUCCUUGUGAAGACCUCCUGCUUGAAGCUGCUGACACCUGAUCUCACCUACAGUCGUACAGUGAGUAGACUCAGUGCCUCCUUGCACACCACUGACAGCAUUCUACCCCCAGCCAAAAAGAUAUAGAUUUUAGCACCAAAAUGUCUUUCAUUAUAGAGGAAAAAAAAUCACAGUUUUCCUCGCCAGGUUGGAGACAUGCUUUCUUUUCCCAACAGAUAUCUUGUGAGGUUUUUGAAUAAGGUUGAUUUCUGUGACUCAUCUUUUCAACCACAGAGAGACUAAAUGUUUUCUUGAAAGCAGGCACCCUCUAUAAAUGGUAGAGUAAGAGAGUGCUAAGAGCUCGAUGGUAGCCAAGGAACUAGUGGGUAGAUUUGACACAACCUAUAUAGACAACUGGGGAAUUUUAGCUCAAAUGACAGUCUCAUCCUUGCUCUGAUGGGUUUGUAGG